CUUUUAAUUUAUUGUUUUCAGCUAAUAAUGAGUCUUUCGACUAAGCAGAGUGUUAAUAGAGCUAUGAAUCCUUGGGUUCUUCAUCUUCAAAAACUGGGUCUGGAGCUUAAAUGUCCUCUCUGUUUGAAUUUGUUUAAACGGCCAUUGUUGAUGCCGUGCGACCAUCUGUUUUGCGAUUCAUGCAUAGCCCGAACUGAGUUUGGAUCAGAGUGCUCUAUUUGCAAAUCUCAAUGUGCAGAUCGAGGUGCAUUUCAUUUAACUGUUUCUUUGUUUUCCCCCCUUAAAAGUUAUUGGGAGCUCAAUAAGGUUAAUAUUCGAGGUUCUCUCAAUGGAAGACCAGUCACAGGAGAUGAAUCAUUCAGUUCAAAUGUUAUACAUGUUCACAGCUCAUGUAUCGAAUGGACACCUCAAGUGUAUUAUGUUGGUGAUUCUAUUAAGAAUCUUAAGGCAGAACUUGCAAGGGGUGCGAAGUUGAAGUGCAGCAGAUGUGGACUAAAGGGGGCCUGCUAA
Messenger RNA from Hibiscus syriacus, 510 nucleotides. RefSeq names its product BRCA1-associated RING domain protein 1-like. The coding region runs from base 28 to 510 and encodes 160 amino acids. The record is from RefSeq and is a predicted model, not a curated record. Gene Ontology annotation, cellular component: BRCA1-BARD1 complex; BRCA1-A complex; plasma membrane. Gene Ontology annotation, biological process: double-strand break repair via homologous recombination; positive regulation of transcription by RNA polymerase II; negative regulation of fatty acid biosynthetic process. Lineage: Eukaryota; Viridiplantae; Streptophyta; Magnoliopsida; Malvales; Malvaceae. The transcript has 4 exons. Gene Ontology annotation, molecular function: ubiquitin-protein transferase activity.